Molecule: messenger RNA, 1215 nt
Organism: Oikopleura dioica
Lineage: Eukaryota; Metazoa; Chordata; Appendicularia; Copelata; Oikopleuridae
Source: the annotation of a GenBank genome assembly
AUGGGAAUAAAAUUCAAAAAAGAUGAAAUAACAAAUCGAACGCUGUUUUUUCUCGUCGCUUCGCUUUUGAUGAUCUUGGGCUCGAUCUACAACAUCCAGUCUUUUUCCGAAUGCAAAGAGGUCUACGAGGAGCGACAGCUGAUUGAAGAAACUCAAGAGAGAAUUUUCAUUGAAGAAAAUCAAGAAAAAGAAGAUGAAAAAGGACAAUGCAGUCCAACAAAUAGUGUGGUUUUUGUUAAAACUCACAAAACUGCCUCUUCAACUCUUCAAAAUAUCUUCCUUCGAUACGGUCUGAAACACGAUUUGAAAAUCGCUCUUCCGAAAAACAGCGGCAAUAGAUUUUAUUAUCCUCAGCCGUUUGGAGAAUGGAUGUUGAAGGAGUUUCCUGAUGGAGAGAAGCCGGUAAUAAUUGCGAAUCAUUUGCGCGCAUCGAACGAGCUUUACGAUACGUUUCCGGGUGCUAAGAGAAUCACGAUUUUAAGGGACAUCCCUUCGCUCUAUGAAAGUUCUUUUGGGUACAUGAAAGAUACUUCCGCCCCUUACAGAAAAGCAGGAAAUAUCGAAACUUUCUACGCCAACCCUGAUGCCUUUUACAACCACCAGAACCCCGUUGGACCGCAUGGAAACGACGUCUUUGCCCGAAAUCAUCUCGCUUUUGACCUUGGUCUUGAGUGGACGAAACUUGAGAAGAUUCACGAAAGCAUUGAAUACCUUGAUAAGACACUGGAUCUUGUUGUUUUGUCGGACUAUUUCAAGGAGAGCAUGAUAUUGCUGAGGAACGAGCUCUGUUGGGAGUGGGAGGAUGUCCUCUUUUUCGUGACAAAUGAGAGAUCGGAGAAGAAACCGAUCUCUGAUGAUUUAGCGCAAAAAAUGCGAGAGUGGAACUCGUUCGACAAUGCAAUUUACGAUCAUUUCAACAGUUCUUUUUGGGAUAAAGUCGAAUCCUACCCGAAUUUUGAUGAAGACAUGAAAAUUCUUGAAACAAAACUCGAGGAAAUCAAACGAUUCUGCCUUGCUGGAGAAAAAGUCUGCCCGCCAAAUGAUAGAAGCUGCCAAUAUAACCCUGGCGGAGGAAUUAAACUCAAAGCUUUUGAGCUGUCCGAAACGGGCAAAAAGAGCGUCCUCUGUCAGCAUAUGAUCAUGCCAGAACUAAGUUUGAGCAAAAAAAUCUUCAAAAAACAAUGGCCAGGUUGGAAGAAUUUUUACGAAAACUGA